CUUUGAACGGCACAAUGACUGCCCACGACUGACCUUUGAACGGCACAAUGACUGAGCAAAGCGUUGUUAUUUAAUCAGAGAAAUAGACAGAGAUAGUAAUUUAAACUUUUGAAAUGAUUCAAGUAUUUUGUCAAUUGACCAACUGGCAUGGUCUUAUCUUUUAUCGAAAUAUAACUGUUGCAAUUAAAUGACCCAUUUCUGAAAUUAGCCUAUUUUUCAAUUCAAAGUGUAUUGGUCAUGUGCACACGAUAGGGUGUAAACCGGCAAUAGGUUUGAUAUCGAAACUAGCUAUAGCUUUAGGGAAUCAUUAGUCCAAAAUUCUAGCGAUUUAACGAAAAUGUUAUCUUUAAUUACAUCGUUUCUUCCGAGUUUACCUGGAUGGCUGACGCUCGAUGCAACCCCCCUGGACAGUCUACUCCAAGGACUUAUCGGCGCAUGUGGGAUCUCUGUUCUCUGUAACCUGUUGAGAGUACACGUAUUCUUAGAGGCUGAAAGUUCAAGCAACAAAAGCAGCAGUAAAGAGACAUCUAUGCAGAAGAAAUCAAGGCAUCAAGCCAGUGCUACAUUUGGGCUGAGUGGAACUCUCCAGUUCUUGUUCCUGUCAGUGAUGCUGGCUGUAGUGGGCUCUCGGGUUGCCUCCCUGGUGGUUCUAGAGUUCUCCCUCAGAGCAGUGUCAGCUUGGGUCACAGCUGGACCAGAGUCCAGUAGGUUCCUACAGCAGCUGCUGGUCCAGUGCCAGUUCUCCCUGGGUUGUGCCCUCAGCUGCAGUCUCCAUUUCCUCCACGAGGGGGCGCCGCAGCGCUGGCUCUGCCUCCUCCUAGCUGCAGGACUGAGCUGGUUCCUUGCCAGCCAGACUGGGCGCCUGCGGCUCCAUGUCACUGCACUGUACAAACUACACAGUUCCCAGCGCUACUGUGGAGUGUGCAUUGCACUGCUCACAUCAGGUUGCUCUUUGUUACCACACCUGACCAGGGCCCUUAUGCUCAGCUUUGCAGUGGCUGCCAUUUCCUCCAUAUCUAUAAUAAACAAACACUUCCUCUCAGCUACAGAAGCCCUCAGGUUCUGGACUCCACUGACAAUCUGCUACACACUGCUGGUGGUGUAUAUGCAGGAGGAGCAACAUCGCCAGCCAAGUGGCCAAGCUGUUAUAAACACAGUGGUGGUGCGUCUGGGGGGGCUCAUGGUCCUGAUGCUGACUGUCGGCCGCUGGGCAGAUGUGCUCCAUAUCCUUCUGUGCUUCCUGGGUGAGGCUGGCUGUCUGAUACCCUCCAGAGACCUGUUGGAUGCUACAACACAGGAUAUGGAGGAAGUUCCCAGACAUUCCCAGGGUAGUGAGAACUGUAGGAAACACCUGACACCUGGCAAAGACCACCAGAGUUAAGUCAUGGGAAGAAACUAUUCGUGCUAGGAAUCUUUCUUAGCAAUAGUCUAUUAUAUUCUAUUAUUAUAAUCAUAUGAAUUGACAAGUGUUGCCUUUUAUACCUAGGAAGGAUAUAAUGAAAAUAAUAAUAAAAUUGUAUUAUGACACAUCUA
Molecule: messenger RNA, 1533 nt
Organism: Oncorhynchus kisutch (coho salmon)
Lineage: Eukaryota; Metazoa; Chordata; Actinopteri; Salmoniformes; Salmonidae
Gene: tmem82
Product: transmembrane protein 82
Exons: 6
Coding region: 338-1381 (347 amino acids)
Source: RefSeq, a predicted model, not a curated record